Messenger RNA from Sitodiplosis mosellana (orange wheat blossom midge), 971 nucleotides. RefSeq lists its product as uncharacterized. The coding region runs from base 1 to 798 and encodes 265 amino acids. The transcript is spliced from 4 exons. NCBI's taxonomy places the organism in Eukaryota, Metazoa, Arthropoda, Insecta, Diptera, Cecidomyiidae. The record is from RefSeq and is a predicted model, not a curated record.
AUGCGAGCAUUCAUUGUAUUAUCGUGUUUAGCUUUUGCCGCGGCUCGACCUGAGGCACCUAUUCAAUCUGGCUAUUCGUACAACCGUCCUGGUGGAUCCGGUGGCAUUAGCACAGGCUUUUCGGGUGUCAGUGGAUCUAGUUUUGGUAUCGGACAUGGAGGCGGCUCAUUCGGUAGUAGUUUCAGUAGUGGCGGUUCAUCGAGCUUAAGUGGUUUUGGCAUCGGAGGUGGUAGCGGCGGUGGUGGAUACAGUGGCGGUGGAUAUCAAUCAAGCGGUGCUGCUGUUGUACAAAAGCACAUCUACGUCCAUGUUCCUCCACCAGAGCCAGAGGAUGUGCAACCACAACGUCAAAUCCCAGUAGCCCAAGCCCAAAAGCACUACAAAAUCAUCUUCAUCAAAGCUCCAUCGCCACCAUCCUACCAAGCACCAAUCAUCCCAGUUCAACCACAAAAUGAAGAAAAGACAUUGGUCUACGUUCUUGUCAAGAAACCAGAAGAACAACAAGACAUUGUUAUCCCAACGGCUGCCCCAACUCAACCAUCCAAACCAGAAGUCUACUUCAUCAAAUACAAGACACAAAAGGAAUCCGGUGGUGCAGGUGGUUAUCCAGCAGCUAACGUUGGCUCUUCGUCUGGUUUGGAUUUGAGUGCACCAGGCCCAAUUGGUGGCGGCUCAGGCAUUGAUUUCGGUAGCUCAGGCAUCGGUAGCUCAGGCAUCGGUAGCUCAGGCAUCGGUAGCGGACAUGGAGGAUCGCCAUCAACUCAAUACGGACCUCCUGGAAAAUCUGGACCAUACUAAAUCUAUCCACCUAGUCUCUCUCUUUUGUAAAUACUUCUCUCACUAGUUGUUUAAGAUUUAAGUUUUUAUAUGAGAAAAAAAAACAGCAACAACAACAAAUUGAAAAUCAAAUGAAUCAAUGUUUGUUAAGAUGAAUUAAAUUGCAAUUAAAAAAAUACGGUGACAAAAUUAAA